Molecule: messenger RNA, 825 nt
Organism: Rotaria sp. Silwood2
Lineage: Eukaryota; Metazoa; Rotifera; Eurotatoria; Philodinida; Philodinidae
Source: the annotation of a GenBank genome assembly
AUGCUUCAGCAUCUUUUUUUCCUAUUAGCACCAUGCGCUCGAAUUUUUGCCGGACCAACCAAUUAUGUCACUGCCGCUAACUCAAUACCGGUGUCUGUGAGGGAAGCCGAUCUGUAUAGUGUGAACGGCCUCGAUGUUGUUGUCGCAAAUAGUGGUACAGACAACGUUGGUGUUUUACUGAAUAAUGGUGAUGGUACAUUUGCUCCUCAACAAACCUUUUCAACUGGCGCUGGCUCAAAACCCAUGUCUGUGUUUGUAACCGAUGUGAAUGCUGCCGGGAAUCCCGAUAUUGUUGUCGCAAAUAGUGGUACAGACAACGUUGGUGUUUUACUGAGUAAUGGUGCUGGCACAUUUGGUGCUCAAACACUCUAUCCAACUGGCGCUGGCUCAAAACCCAUGUCUGUGUUUGUAACCAAUGUGAAUAACGGGAACGACCCCGAUAUUGUUGUCGCGAAUAGUGGUACAGACAACGUUGGUGUUUUACUGAGUAAUGGUGCUGGCACAUUUGCUGCUCAAGUAAUCUAUCCAACUGGUGCUGGCUCAAAACCCAUGUCUGUGUAUGUAGUCGAUGUGGGUGGUAACCCAGACCCCGAUAUUGUUGUCGCAAAUAGUGGUACAGACAACGUUGGUGUUUUACUGAAUAAUGGUGCUGGCGGAUUUGGUGCUCAAACACUCUAUCCAACUGGCGCUGGCUCAAAACCAGUGUCUGUGUAUGUAACCAAUGUGGGUGGUACCCCCGACCGCGAUAUUGUUGUCGCAAAUAGUGGUACAGACAACGUUGGUGUUUUACUGAAUAAUGCUGCUGGCGUAUUUGCUGCUCAAUAA